GAGCAACGUUAUCAACCCACGUGUCAACCUCUCAUUGGGCAACGCAUCACAACCUCAAAAAGCAUAUCAGCAGUGACACUAGUAGAUCAGUAUAUAACCAGUUAACCCAAACACACAAUGAGUGGUGCUUAAUGCAAAAGGAUAGAUAGAAGGCUAGUACAUUCACACCAACCAUGGCCUCAGCUUCUCUCUUCAAGCCAUCUCCUGCUACCAUUCUUGAUAAGUCCGACUGGGUCAAGGGCCAGACCCUCCGCCAACCCGUCUCCCUCGUCCGCUUCAACUCCACCGCACCAUCCGCACUCACUGUCCAUGCAAGCUCAUACGCUGAUGAGCUCGUCAAAACCGCGAAAACUGUUGCGUCCCCGGGCCGAGGAAUCCUGGCCAUGGAUGAGUCAAAUGCUACAUGCGGAAAGCGGUUAGCCUCUAUCGGUUUGGAGAACACUGAGGCUAACCGUCAAGCUUACCGGACACUCCUGGUUAGUGCACCGGGUCUAGGAAACUACAUCUCGGGUGCUAUCUUGUUUGAGGAGACUUUGUACCAGUCAACCGUCGAUGGUAAGAAGAUUGUGGAUAUCCUUGUGGAACAGGGGAUUGUUCCCGGAAUCAAGGUCGACAAGGGUCUUGUGCCGUUGGCUGGUUCGAAUGAUGAGUCUUGGUGCCAAGGUCUUGAUGGACUUGCUUCACGGUCCGCUGCUUACUACCAGCAGGGGGCUCGUUUCGCCAAAUGGCGUACAGUCGUGAGCAUUCCCAACGGUCCAUCAGCACUUGCGGUCAAGGAAGCAGCUUGGGGUCUAGCUCGUUACGCUGCUAUCUCUCAGGACAACGGUCUGGUCCCGAUUGUUGAGCCCGAGAUCUUGCUUGAUGGAGAGCACGGAAUUGACAGGACCUUUGAGGUUGCACAAAAGGUGUGGGCUGAAGUGUUCUUUUACUUAGCCGAAAACAAUGUGUUGUUUGAAGGUAUCCUCCUGAAACCCAGCAUGGUUACACCCGGAGCCGAUUGCAAAGAACGGGCCACACCCGAAGAGGUUGCUGCUUACACUUUAAGCCUUCUUCAGAGAAGAAUCCCACCUGCAGUUCCCGGAAUCAUGUUUUUGUCUGGUGGCCAAUCUGAGGUGGAGGCUACACUCAACUUGAAUGCAAUGAACCAGAGCCCGAACCCAUGGCACGUGUCCUUUUCGUACGCACGUGCUCUUCAGAACACUUGCCUCAAGACAUGGGGAGGAAGGCCCGAGAAUGUGAAGGCGGCUCAGGACGCUUUGCUCCUUAGGGCUAGUGCCAACUCACUUGCUCAGCUCGGGAAAUACACUGGUGAGGGUGAGUCCGAGGAGGCUAAAAAGGGAAUGUUUGUUAAGGGCUAUGUCUACUAAGUUUAAGAAAAAGAUGUUAUGAAUUUGUGUCGUCGUUAGCCCAUGGAGACUGCUACUUUUGUUCAUAGCAUAUCUACUAUAAGUUUUUCAUGCUAUUGAUGAUAAUGAGAUGGAAUCAUGGAUUCUUAUAUCUUGUAGUUUCAAGAGAAAUCUAUAAGACGCGUUUUCUUAGUUAUGGUUA
Helianthus annuus (common sunflower) is the source of this 1548-nucleotide messenger RNA. RefSeq names its product fructose-bisphosphate aldolase 1, chloroplastic. Gene Ontology annotation, biological process: glycolytic process; fructose 1,6-bisphosphate metabolic process. Gene Ontology annotation, molecular function: fructose-bisphosphate aldolase activity. Gene Ontology annotation, cellular component: cytosol. Bases 174 to 1367 code for a protein of 397 amino acids. The record is from RefSeq and is a predicted model, not a curated record. The transcript has 6 exons. NCBI's taxonomy places the organism in Eukaryota, Viridiplantae, Streptophyta, Magnoliopsida, Asterales, Asteraceae.